CGUAGUUUUGCUUUUGGGUGUUCCCGCUCUUCACCGUGGGGGUCUCACCGAGGUCGCUGCUCAUUUUCAUCGUGGUUCACCUACAGCUGCCGGAGAACAGGGCCGGAGGACCUGCACACAGGUAAUGUACAAAAAGUAGCUGAGAGUGUCAACCCAGAACGCAGCAAUGGAUACCAGAUUCACUUGUGACGAGGACAGUGACAUGUCAUAUGAAGACCGUGAUUCCGAAUUCCUCCCCUCCCCACUGAGAAUGAGGACUCCAGCGGACCGUGGUGAUGUGGAGAACGCGAGGAACGUGGAUGAUACGCCCCUUGAAACAUACAUUAUUCCCCGCGAUUCAGGAGCAAACCUCAACCUGAACACCAACGCCACCACCAGAGGUGACGCUCAGGCAUACGUUGAAUUGAACGAGCUCCGGGGAAACACCUGGCAGGAGACGGGCCGCUGGGUGGGCUUUGAGGAGAAUUUCAAUGCCGCCACGGGGAAGUGGGGUGCUUCGCACACAUCCUACCUGACCUUCAAGAGUCUCAUCCAGCUUCGCAAGACUAUGAGCACAGGUGCUAUCAUCUUUGACCUCAACGCCAGUAGUUUGUCAUCUAUCGCCGAGAAGGUGGUGGACGCGCUCGUCAACAAGAAUGAGAUCCGAGCUAGCGAUCGGGAUUCUUUGCUGAGAGCCCUCCUCAUGCAACGCAGUCAGUCUCAGAGACCUGCGGUGUCCCCCUCAGGAGACAUCGAAAUGCAGACCUUCUCUGUUUCUACAAAGAGGGACAACUCUGACAACAUGGAAGCCUCCAUCGUCCUCUCAGGUGCCCUGGAUCUUCUGGAGAAGCCGGUGGUGGCUUUCGUCCGGCUGAGAGACUCCGUGGUGAUGGAUUCUGCGAUGGAAUGUUCUGUCCCCGUGCGCUUUGUGUUUGUCCUGGUGGGCCCGAGCCAGAGCGGCAUGGACUACAGCGAGAGCGGUCGCGCGAUGGGCGCUCUGAUGGCUGACUGGGUGUUCUGUCUGGAGGCUUUCCUGGCGCAGACCGACCAGGAUCUGACCAACGCCAUUGCCGACUUCAUGGAUUGCAGUAUCGUCAUCCCCCCCACGGAGAUCCAAGACCUGGGGAUGCUGGAGCCCGUCAUCAAGUUCCAGAAGAAGAUGCUGCAGGAUCGACUGCGCCCCAGCGACAAUCGUCUGGCCUUUGGUGACAGAAUUAAAGUUACGAAACCCCCGGAGCCGCCAAGAGAAGACCCCCUGGCCCGCACUGGGUAUCCUUUUGGCGGUAUGAUCAAAGACAUCAAGCGUCGAUACCGCCACUACGUCAGCGACUACACGGAUGCCCUCAACCCUCAAGUCAUGGCCGCCAUCAUCUUCAUCUACUUUGCCGCCCUGUCGCCAGCCAUCACCUUCGGAGGACUUUUAGCCGAUAAAUCCGAGAAGAUGAUGGGUGUGUCAGAGCUGAUGAUCUCCACGAGCAUCCAGGGCAUCAUUUUCUGCAUCUUCGCCGCGCAGCCCGUCCUGGUGCUCGGUUUUUCCGGACCACUGUUGCUCUUUGAAGAGGCUUUUUACACUUUUUGCAAAGCCAGGGGGCUUGAAUACAUUGUGGGUCGCGUCUGGGUGGGCAUGUGGCUCAUCGUGAUUGUGGUGAUCAUCGUGGCGGUGGAAGGCAGUUUCCUGGUGCGCUACAUCUCCCGCUUCACCCAGGAAAUCUUCUCCAUCCUCAUCUCGCUCAUCUUCAUCUACGAGACCUUCAGUAAACUCUUUAAGAUCUUCAAGAACCAUCCUUUGUCGCUGAACUACAAAACACUGAACGCAACCCUGGAGAGGCCCUUUCACACCAUCUACAACAAGACUUCCAACGGCACCGUUGUCAUCCAGAACGUGCCAGUCCAGGGUCCCUUCCCCAACACCGCGCUGUUAUCCCUGUGCCUGAUGUUGGGCUGCUUCUUCAUCGCCUACUUCCUGCGCCAGUUCAAGAAUGGCACUUACCUGCCGGGUUGGCUGCGACGCCUGAUUGGAGAUUUUGGGGUCCCCAUCGCCAUUUUUGCCAUGGUUGCUGUGGAUGUCAGUAUUGACGACACUUACACUCAGAAACUGGUCGUGCCAAAAGGUGUCCAGGUGACUAACCCCGCCGCCCGUGGCUGGUUUAUCAACCCUAUGGGGUCCCCUUCCCAUGAGGCCUUCCCCGUUUGGAUGAUGGCCGCCUCCUGCGUACCGGCACUGCUUGUCUUUAUCCUCAUCUUCCUCGAGUCACAGAUUACCACGCUGAUUGUUAGCAAACCGGAGAGGAAGAUGGUUAAAGGUUCCGGUUUUCAUUUCGACCUGCUCCUCCUGGUCACCAUGGGUGGCAUCUCAUCUAUUUUUGGGGUUCCCUGGCUGAGCGCCGCCACGGUGCGCUCCGUCACGCACGCCAAUGCUCUCACCGUCAUGUCCAAGGGCCCCAAACCCGAGAUCGAGAAGGUGGUGGAGCAACGGAUCAGCGGCAUUCUAGUCGCCAUCUUGGUUGGUGUCUCUAUUUACAUGGAGCCCUUACUGAAGAUGAUCCCCAUGACGGCCCUGUUCGGAAUCUUCCUUUACAUGGGUGUCACUUCUUUGAGCGGAAUCCAAAUGUGGGAUCGGAUGCUUCUGUUGAUUACACCCAAAAAAUACCACCCGUCCGACGCCUAUGCCACCAAGGUGUCGACGAUGCGCAUGCACCUUUUCACGCUGAUCCAGCUGGUGUGUUUGGCUGUGCUCUGGGUGGUGAAGAUGAGCCCCUUCUCCCUGGCACUGCCCUUCAUCCUGCUGCUCACUGUGCCACUGCGCAUGUUCAUGACUGGCACGCUCUUCACGAACCUGGAAAUGAAAUGUCUGGAUGCGGAUGAUGCUAAGGUGAAGAUUGAGGAAGACAUUGGUGAGGAUGCAUACACUGAGUCCCCACUUCCAUGAGUGAAAACAACCUCAAUUCAAAAGAAUAGCCACUGAUUCAUUUAUUUUUAUUUUUUGGGAGUGGGGGGCGGGGGGUAUCUUUCAAAACUCACUAUUUCAAGCUUCAUCCUAUCAUGCAGCAUAACUUGGGCAUUACUUUGGUUCACCAUUGCAAGUGAUACAAAUGGCAUUGGUUCUUUUAGAUGUAGAUUUUUCUCUCACAUGUAUUUUAUUUGUUAUCCUUUGAAAGGUGAUAUAAAAUGAAUUAUAUGUAUUGUUUUUAAUUGAAGUGAGCAGGAUAUUUAUUAUUCACAAAUUCACAUAUGAAGUUACUUUUUUUUUUUUUUGCUUUGUGUUGCUGGUUGGUCAAGUUGUCAUUUAAGGGUAUUUUCUGUCAAGUCCAAAAAUUUAGCAUUGUAUUUUAGACAUACCCUGUUGUAUCUGAAGUGAAUGAAUGUUUUUGACAGAGAACAUUAAUAUGUGAAAGUUUUGCUUCUCUCUGUCUGUACAUGCAUAGGAUUUAACAUGAAUAAACUGAUAAAUGUUUUCCCGA
This is a messenger RNA of Hippocampus comes (tiger tail seahorse), 3440 nucleotides long. RefSeq names its product solute carrier family 4 member 1a (Diego blood group) (gene slc4a1a). Gene Ontology annotation, molecular function: solute:inorganic anion antiporter activity; monoatomic anion transmembrane transporter activity; bicarbonate transmembrane transporter activity. Bases 167 to 2908 code for a protein of 913 amino acids. Gene Ontology annotation, cellular component: basolateral plasma membrane; plasma membrane. Lineage: Eukaryota; Metazoa; Chordata; Actinopteri; Syngnathiformes; Syngnathidae. The transcript has 21 exons. The record is from RefSeq and is a predicted model, not a curated record. Gene Ontology annotation, biological process: regulation of intracellular pH; monoatomic anion transport; bicarbonate transport.